CUGAUGACCUUUUAACGAAAGCGUCUGAAAUCUGUCAGAUCAGCGAAGCAUACAAUUUCACCUACCUUCAAAUAUCUGGCAGAGUUUUCUUCCCCUAGUCAACGCUAGAUACUUCAAUCUAGCUUGAGCUGUUAUCAGAUUUGGAUUUGUUAUUUUUUUUAGACGUCUGAAGCCGAAAGAAAGAGCAAAGAAUGACGAGCAGUUCAAAGCGGAAAGAAGAAAGUCAUCUGCUGAAUGGGGGAGUAAAACAGUCCACAUGGAGCAAAGCCUUCAACAGUAAUGCUGUUUGGGAGGAGAAGGACGAGUUCUUAGACGUGAUUUACUGGCUCCGGCAAAUAAUUGCAGUAAUCCUUGGUGUGAUAUGGGGUGUCGCACCGUUGAAAGGAUUUCUGGGAAUAGCCAUAUUCUGCAUCAUCAACGCUGGCGUCCUGUAUGUAUACUUCAGUAGCUUUCAGCAGAUCGAUGAGGAAGAGUAUGGUGGCACGUGGGAACUCACCAAAGAAGGCUUCAUGACAUCUUUUGCUCUGUUUCUGGUGGUGUGGAUAAUCUUUUACACAGCUCUACAUUUUGACUGAGAGGAAUCCGUAGGACACUAAAUACGAACAUUUCUGUUUGAAGUAAAUUUGUCAAGACACAGGAACUCCACGGUUCAAGGGGGCUUUGAUGCUCCUAAACAUACAGUAUGACUCUUCAGUGUGCGUCAUGGGAAUCCUAGUUUGAAUAACAAGUCCCUGCAAGACCACCGUGAUGAACAUGUUCAAAUACAUCUCUUAUGUCAGGCCCUCCAUUACACUCCCCUCAUGUUAUAUUUCCUUCCUCACGUCAUUGUCAUCAUCGCUGACAAAACACUAAAGAAUCCAGAGAGCAAACAGUCUAGUCGGUUGCAGUUCUAUACAUGCUGGAAAAGUUCCUUGGUAUAAAUCAGAAUGAGGAUGCUUUCUCUUGGUUGGCUUACCAAUAGGGCCUUUCUUCUGUUUUAGAAGAGUGACAUGAACACAGAUUUUAGGCUAGAAGACAACAACCUGUAUGUGUAUUCACAGCUCAUGAGCUGCUCACUUGAGUUAUAGAAACUGGGCAAUAAAAACAUCUUGUCAUA
Scomber japonicus (chub mackerel) is the source of this 1096-nucleotide messenger RNA. RefSeq names its product RAB5 interacting factor (gene rab5if). Lineage: Eukaryota; Metazoa; Chordata; Actinopteri; Scombriformes; Scombridae. The transcript has 4 exons. Gene Ontology annotation, biological process: mitochondrial respirasome assembly. The record is from RefSeq and is a predicted model, not a curated record. The coding region runs from base 192 to 575 and encodes 127 amino acids.